This is a messenger RNA of Fonsecaea erecta, 750 nucleotides long. RefSeq lists its product as hypothetical. The transcript has a single exon. The coding region runs from base 1 to 750 and encodes 249 amino acids. NCBI's taxonomy places the organism in Eukaryota, Fungi, Ascomycota, Eurotiomycetes, Chaetothyriales, Herpotrichiellaceae. The record is from RefSeq and is a predicted model, not a curated record.
AUGAGCUCCCAGCCAAGUACUGCGCAUGCUGCGUCUCAAUCAGUAUCGGCAUUAUCUUCCCGCCCACCCGUGACCCUCGGACAGACCACCCAUCUCGACCCAGGCGCCUACGUCCGAGGCACACACGCCAUCACAGUGGGUGAAUAUGACCUAGUUCACCCCAGAGCACAGCUGGUUGCUGUCCAUGGUCCCCUCUCCAUCGGUGAUAAGUGUAUUAUCUCGGAGAAAUGCAUUAUUGGUGGCCCGGUUCGGGGCUCGGGCGGUGUGUCCUCUGAUCCGGCGUCGAAAACCUCGAAUGCUGCUGCUGGCAGCAGGAGUAAUCAGCCGAGUCCCUUUGUCAAUCAGGGCGGUGCUGAUGAUGCCGAUGAUGAGGAGCGUGACCCCAUGAAGACUGUCAUUCAUGAUUGUGUUUACCUCCAUCCAAGCUCCCAGGUCCACGCCGGAGCGACAAUACGGGAAGGUGUCCUGAUUGAAUCUCACGUGACGAUCCUUGCGAAUGUCACGGUCGGCGCCCAUGCGAAGAUCUGUGCGGGCGUGACGGUGGAUCGAAACGUGGCGGAUUGGACUGUUGUGUAUGGGAAUGGCGACAUGAAACGACGGCGCAAGAUAAGGUCUGCGGACGAAGAAGAAGAAGAUCAGACUGAGCUUGUGGAGAAGCUGAGGCUCAAGGCCAUGGACAAAGAACGAGAAGGGACCGUGAGCCUUUUGAGGGCGGCGGCUCGGAUGGCGAGUAUGGCGAAGAAGAAAUGA